This is a messenger RNA of Ectocarpus siliculosus, 1413 nucleotides long. The record is from the annotation of a GenBank genome assembly. Lineage: Eukaryota; Phaeophyceae; Ectocarpales; Ectocarpaceae.
AUGGAUGGGUCCCAGCUCGAACUCGACAGCGUUUCGGUUGUUGGAAGUUUCGGACCGGCGGUGGAAGCUUCUGAAUCGCAAGUCACUGCAACCGACUGCACAUUCUCCAACAACAACGGUUCCUCCUCCUUAGCAGGUGCCAUCUUCGUGUACCUUGGGAACCUCACCAUCGGCGGCGACACAAGAUUUUUGGAGAACCAAGGAAGUGCAAUCGGCGUAUGGAACAUCUUGAACAGCUUCGACCGGGCUAGUAUCACGGGCAAGACGACGUUUUCGGAUAACUCAGCAGAUUUACGGGGAGGUGCCAUCUACGCCUCCUACACCGCGUUUUCUAUCGAUGGCGAAACCUCGUUCAUCAACAACCGUGCUUCAGAAACUGGAGGCGCAAUAUACAUGCUGUCGAGCACCCUUGCUGCAACUGGGAACACUUCGGUGCUGGACAACGUUGCGCCUUCGGGAGGGGCUGUUGACGUUUUCCGAGGAGCUUUUUCGACGGGCGGGCAAACCACGUUCGUCGAGAACACCUCGGGCGGGGUUGGAGGGGCAUUGGCAAUUUCUCAAGACUCCACCUUGAGCGUGAGCGGCCUAACCACGUUCCUGGAAAACAAGGCAGACAAUAAUGGAGGUAUGGCGUUUUUCUCCUCUGGGUCACUAGAAGGCUCUGGGCCCGUAAACACUACCGCUUGCGUGUUCGAGCGGAACAGCGCCGACGAUGGGGGUGCCUUCUACAGCGCGGCCGGGUACGACCUUGUCCAGGAUUGCUCCUUUCAGGCCAACUUCGCAGCUUUAUCGGGAGGCGCGCUUCUCCAUUCAGGAGUUCUUGUCGGCGUACACAACACAGCCUUCCAGGCAAAUCGAGCCGGUGAGGAUGGGCUGGCCAUAAUGAGCCUCGGAAUUGCGGAGAACUUCACCGAUGUCACAUUCGCAGAGAAUACAUUCUACUGCGCUCCCGGCCAAUACGGGUCCGACGCGCACUUCUUGGACGAAGAGGUCGCUGACACCUGCCGGCUCGAGGUAGUCUGCUCGAGAUGCGUUUCAUCUCCUUGUGAGGAUGACGAUAUGCUAGACAACGGCAUAAGUGUGCUUGAAGACAACGUCGUGCCCCACUGCAAAGCGGUGGCAGUGGGUGUGAACGUUUCUGGCAACGCGGGCACCACGCUGCAAACGCUGGACCUGGAAAGCGGGUACUACCGCACGUCUGCCGAAAGCGACAUUAUCCUGGAAUGUCACCGCGAAGAGGCCUGCGUCGGGGGCAGCACCGCGGGGGAGUACUGUGCUACGGGCUAUCAAGGGGCAUACUGUGCGGCAUGCGAGGAGGGCUAUGCGUCUGGGUUGCAGUACAGCUGCAAGAGCUGUGGCGGCGACAAUGCGACAUCAGCCAUCGGUAAACCACUAAUACCUGACCACGUGUAG